CAAAUCGCAUUUUCCCAGCGCAAUCAAUGGCUGACAUCGAAGUUGACACGUCCGUGCAAGUUGCCGCGGCACCGGCGGCGCCUGUCAAGGUGGCGGUUGCCUUCGUGCCCAAGCCCGACAAGGCUGCUCAUGAAGCCGAAUUGGCUGCCUUGGAAGUGUUGAAGAAGAAGGCCCAAGACCGCACGAACGCCAUCCGCGCCGAACUGGACGCGAUUCAAUCGGGACGGUCGGGGUUCUCGGAAAAGAUCGCGGAAGCCAAGGUGUUGUACCUUGAACUGAAGGAGAAGAAGGAACAUGCGUACACAAGCAAGACCCAGCUCAAGGUGAACUUGGACAAGGCGAUCGCCGCCAAGACCGCGCACCGCGAGUCGCAAAAGUCCGUGCGCGACCAGGUGAGCUACAAGAGCGUGGAAGACGUAGACAAGCGCAUCGCCGAGUUGCAGCACGAUCAGAACACGAAGAGCAUGUCGCUGACGGCGGAGAAGAACCUUCUCAAGGAGAUCGAAAACCUCAAGGCGGCCAAGAAGGUGCUUGCCAAGGCGUCCGCCGACAAAGACAACGGCGCCAAGUUCGACGUGUCCAUCGACGACAUCCGCGCCGCCAUGAAGGCCAAGAGCGAGGAAAUCACCGCCGUGACGGAAGCGUUCAACGCGCAAAAGGCCAUCUUGGACGCAUUGCGAGACGAAAGCAACGCCGGCGGCCGCGGCGACUACCCCAAGCUCAUCGAAGAACGCAAGGCACUCAAGCUCGAAAUCGACGACAUCUUCACGCAGAUCAAGGCCCGUCGCCAGAAGUUCAAGGAGGACAACGACGCGUACUUCCAGGGCAUCCGCGCCAAGCGCGAAGCGCAAAAGGCCGCGCGCGAAGCCGAAGAAGCCGCCAUCAAAGCCGAGUUUGACGCCAAAUUGGCCGCGUACGAAACCGAACUGGCCAAGAUUCACCCGUUCCAGGACGAACAGGACUUGUGCCACUCGCUGGUCGUGUACCUGGAGAAGACGUACAGCAAGGACCUCCAUGCUGCCGCCACCGCCACAUCCUCGACAUCCGCCGAGUCCAAGGUCGUGUCGUUGGAAUUGGACGGUCUGCAGCCGCUCAAGCGCGCGGACGAGGAGUUUUUCGUCGGCAAGAAAGGCAAGGGCAAGAAGUUUGCGAACGCCGCUAGUACUACUAAUAGUAAGAAGGACACCAAGGUGGUACUUCCCCUAGCACAACUGCAGUCGUUCUCGACGGUGGGCCUGACCCCGCCCGCGGUCGUGUCGGCCGUCGCGGCUUCGAUCGCCGCCAUCAAGGCCAAGAAGGAAUGGUUUGCCGCCCAAACCGACCGGCAACAUGCCAAACCGGCGGCAGCGGCGGCGCCCACGAAGGAACAGGCGGCCGCGUCCCCCGCCAAGAAGAACGCCAAGUUCAACGCCGCUGACCAAGGCGCGUUCCCGUCGCUGUCUGGCAAUGCUGCCACCGUCGCCCCCGAAGCGACGUGGGACCGCCUCGCGCCGUCGGCGCCGGCCGUGUCGUACGAGUACAACUACGAAGAUGCGCCAGUCGACGGAGAAGAAUAACGUGGGAAUGACGACAUAAGCAAGCAGCACCCACGUUGUUUGGUUGGUAGGAACGCACUACAGACAGUAGGACGAGAAGCAGAAUGAAGGAGGACGCAAGUAGUUGGGAUAUAUAACUAGCAUAUAUGACCACUGGGCAACAUGUCAUUUCGUCAG
Molecule: messenger RNA, 1712 nt
Organism: Aphanomyces astaci
Lineage: Eukaryota; Oomycota; Saprolegniomycetes; Saprolegniales; Verrucalvaceae
Exons: 1
Coding region: 27-1556 (509 amino acids)
Biological process (GO): intracellular mRNA localization
Cellular component (GO): nuclear outer membrane-endoplasmic reticulum membrane network; ribonucleoprotein complex; endoplasmic reticulum
Molecular function (GO): mRNA binding
Source: RefSeq, a predicted model, not a curated record